Molecule: messenger RNA, 903 nt
Organism: Pteronotus mesoamericanus
Lineage: Eukaryota; Metazoa; Chordata; Mammalia; Chiroptera; Mormoopidae
Product: transmembrane epididymal protein 1-like
Exons: 1
Coding region: 1-903 (300 amino acids)
Source: RefSeq, a predicted model, not a curated record
AUGGGAAAGUUCUAUGGUCAUAUAUACCCAGGGCUAUAUCUUUUUUCUUAUGGGCUGCAUCAGGCAACAGUGGUCUUUAAGACUAUGAUAGUCGGGGACUCUCUCCUGAAUUCUUCAUGUUCUCCCAGGAUUAAGGGAAGAUGGGCCAGGCUGUGGGAAAUAUCCUAUGGAGGUUGGGUGAAGGUGGUGACUGGCUCCAUCUUAACAGUUUACGUGGUCUUCUGUCUUGAUGAUGGGAUGGUAUUGAUGAACAGGAACAUGCCACCGAGAUUUAUGUACCCCAAAGAGUGGCAGCACCUCACCAUGUUCAUCCUCCUCACCCUCAGUGGCUGUGCAGAUGUCACCAGCAAGAACCUGCUGCCUCGGAGGCAUGUGCUCCUAGAAAAAGGUACCCUGGUGCUGACCUUCUACGUGCUCCUGAUGCUGCUCGUGUCACAUGUUCAAGAUUCGACCGGGGUGGAGCUGCAGGUGCACUGUCUACUCAUCUUGGUGGUGUUCCUGCUGAUGCUGGUGUUGACCAUAGACCUGUGGGCACCCAACGCGUUUCCUCUCUCGCUGAUCGAGAUCUUUCUGUUUCUGAUGAUGGGCACCUGGCUGGUGCAGGCCGGUUUUAUUCUGUAUAGACCAGUCACUGGCUAUCCAUGGCAGGAUGAUGACAUCAGUGACAUCAUGUUUGUCACCACCUUCUUCUGCUGGCACAUGAUGGUCAAUGCUUUGUGCCUGUUGGCAAUCUAUGGCAUCUCUUCCUUUUGGCACCGUCGUUACAGUCCCAACUCAAAGCCCACCAGGUCCAAAGAAGCGCCGUAUCACGCGAGCACCGAAGGGCCCGUCUACACAUUGCUGCCGGAAGUGGAGCACGCAGAGGACGACCAGGCCUGUCUCCUGCCCGAGAGCUCACUCUGA